AUGCACAACUCUGUUCUGCUCGCCCUUUGGGCCGGCAUCUCUUUUGUACUAUACAAGAUCGCAUGUUCCAUCAUUCUUUCCCGUAAGCGUGCCGCCACGGCCCGCCAGUUGGGCUGCCUACCCGCCCCUCCAUUGGAGCUGGUGCCGUUUGACCCUCUUGGGUUACAUAACAUUGCGAUUUUGAUCCAGGCGGACAAGAACUCUCUUAUUCCUCAAUGGAUGGAAGAGCGCCACAAGCGAGCAUGUGCCAAGGCGGGCAGGGAAAUCACUACGUUUUAUCAGAACGUCAUGGGCGGCGAGAACUAUUUCACUAUCGAACCAAAGAACAUUCAAGCCAUCCUGGCAACCCAGUUCAAGGACUUUGGACUUGGAGUUGUCCGAAACAGGAACUUCUCCCCCCUACUCGGUCACGGCAUUUUCUCUACAGAUGGCGAGCAAUGGGCAGGUGCAAGAGCCCUGCUCCGACCUCAAUUCGCUCGGGACCAAGUCAGUGACCUAGAGCUCGAAGAACAACACGUCCAGCACCUACUCCAAGCAAUCCCCAAAAAUGCCAACGGCUGGACUGACGUCACCGACAUCGAGCCUCUCUUCUUCCGCCUAACCAUCGACUCGGCCACUGAAUUCCUCUUCGGCGAAAGCGUCGACUCGCAGCUCUCCGCCCUCCCAGGCUACAAAUCCAGCCGUAUCCCCCUCGCAGUCAGCGAGCAAGAGUUCGGCGUAGCCUUCGACAGAGCCCAAGCCCAAAUCUCUACGGCCACCCGCUUCGGCGAUGCCUCCUGGCUCGUCUUCAGCAGCGACAGGUCGCACAUCCAACGCUGCCACAGCUUCAUCGACCACUACGUGCAACUCGCCCUCUCCAAAGACAAAUCGCGGCCCCAAUCCUCCUCGUCGGACAAGAAACAAAAAUACAUCUUCCUCGACGCCCUCGUAGAAUCCACCCGCGACCCCGUCGAACUCCGCACCCAUCUCAUUUCCAUCCUCCUCGCCGGCCGCGACACCACCGCCUCCCUCCUCUCCUACAUCUUCAUGUGCUUCGCCCAGCACCCCCACGUCUUCCAGCACUUACGCUCCGUCGUCCUCUCAACCUUUGGCACCUACUCGUCGCCCCAAAACCUCACCUUCGAAGCCCUCAAAUCCUGCAAUUACCUCCAAUGGGUCAUAAACGAGACUCUGCGCCUCUACCCCGUCGUCCCCAUCGACGGCCGCCGCGCCCUCCGCGACACUACGAUCCCCACGGGCGGCGGCCCCGACGGCACAGCCCCGAUCUUCGUGAAAAAGGAUACCAACGUAGAGUAUAGCGUGUACGUUAUGCAUCGCCGCAAAGACCUCUGGGGCCCGGACGCAGACAAGUAUCGGCCUGAGCGGUGGGACGGCAGGAAAGCCGGAUGGGAGUACCUGCCAUUCAACGGUGGCCCGAGAAUUUGCAUCGGCCAGCAAUUCGCGCUGGUCGAGGCUGCGUAUACGAUUGUGAGGCUAACGCAAAAGUUUGAGCGGAUUGAAAGUGCGGGUAAUCUUUGGGAUCCCGUGGAGAAGGGAGGAGAGGGUAUCAUCAAGCACAAGUUGAGUUUGACAAUGUGUCCUGAUGGAGUCAAGUUGAGGAUGAAGGAGGCGGCGGAGUAA
Molecule: messenger RNA, 1620 nt
Organism: Bipolaris victoriae FI3
Lineage: Eukaryota; Fungi; Ascomycota; Dothideomycetes; Pleosporales; Pleosporaceae
Exons: 2
Coding region: 1-1620 (539 amino acids)
Molecular function (GO): heme binding; iron ion binding; oxidoreductase activity, acting on paired donors, with incorporation or reduction of molecular oxygen, reduced flavin or flavoprotein as one donor, and incorporation of one atom of oxygen
Source: RefSeq, a predicted model, not a curated record